Messenger RNA from Mercenaria mercenaria, 971 nucleotides. RefSeq lists its product as uncharacterized. NCBI's taxonomy places the organism in Eukaryota, Metazoa, Mollusca, Bivalvia, Venerida, Veneridae. The transcript is spliced from 7 exons. The record is from RefSeq and is a predicted model, not a curated record. The coding region runs from base 253 to 882 and encodes 209 amino acids.
UAAUUUCAAAGUAUGUGUCCCCUUAAAGCUAUGAAUACUCUUUGGUAUUAUCUGAUUAUUCUUUAUUAUCAGUCCAAAGAAAAAGUGGCACAAGCUGUUUCUCUAAAAAUACAGUAAUUUCAAUAAUGAUCACAGGUAAAAUGGGUAAAACAGAAGCAAAGAAAAUAGAAAAGAAAGCAUAGGGAAGAUAAGAAACAUACCAUUUUUUGAUGUGUCCCUCUAAAAACCCACGCUAGCUCUAACAUUAACAACAUGGAGUCACGAAAAUCACGUGCUAAGUGCACUGAGCAUAAACAGCGCCCCUGGAAUAACGUGUUGUUCACAAAAGGUAUAAUAUGUGUUGCGAUCCUGUACUUUGCCCAUGGUUCUGAAGCCGCGACGACAGCAUGGCCAGAAAUUUGUCGAGUGAUGUCAUUGUAUAGAACGUGUGACGACAGCACUUUUCGUGUAGCCUGUCCCUACAAGUGUCUUGGUCUUGAAUCUGGUUGCAAAGCUAACAACUUGAUAUACGUCCCUUCUAAAGGAAAAUGCUAUGGAAUAACCAUAAAUGGAUUGAAUUUAUGGCCGUUUGCACUGGAUUCCUGUCUCUGGUAUAAUGCUAAGUUAGCGGUACUCAAGGACGCUUCCGAUGCUGAAGUGAUCGCCGCUUUGAUAACUGAGACAGGAAACAGCGAAACUAAAUUUCUUGUCGGUGCAUUGAAUGUGGGCAAAUCGAGUGGUUGGGUACAUGUUGAUGGAACGGCAGUGGACGACUCAUUUUGGUCUUCAGGCGAGCCAUCAAGCAGCAGCAAUUUAUGUAUGUUUAGUGAGAAGAGCAAAUCGUAUAAGCAGACAUCCGACAACUGUGGUCAGAACAGAGCGUUUGUCUGCGAAGCAUUCUAAGACAAAGUACAGAGAGAUGAAGAUAAAGAUGCCGUUGUACGAUAUUUCUUGUAAAACGAGAUAUGUUCCAAUAAAAAUUAAAAAUAAAA